Molecule: messenger RNA, 1310 nt
Organism: Dendroctonus ponderosae (mountain pine beetle)
Lineage: Eukaryota; Metazoa; Arthropoda; Insecta; Coleoptera; Curculionidae
Product: protein lifeguard 3-like
Exons: 4
Coding region: 37-1278 (413 amino acids)
Biological process (GO): negative regulation of apoptotic signaling pathway
Cellular component (GO): endoplasmic reticulum; membrane; Golgi apparatus
Source: RefSeq, a predicted model, not a curated record
CGAUUAGUUUAACAUCAGUGGGAAUGUUCGGAUUUGAUGGGUCCUGGAAAAUUCAGUCAUUUUGGAAAAGAUUCCCAGGAUAUCCAACCAACGCAGCAGAGUUACGAUCCAGGGGAAGGAGCGACUAACAAGAACAACGUAAUUUCCAUCGCCAGCAAACAGAUCAGCGAUGUUAUCCAGUUCCAAGAGCCGAACACUUCAAAGAACUUCUCUUUUACAACCGAGAUUCGCAUUAAUAUUUUGGGAGAACCGAAUUUAAGCAAACAGUCCUUUGAUGCUGAGGAUUUAUCCAGUUUAAGCUUGGUUAAUGAAAAUGGCUUUCGGGGCAAGAAAGAUGUGAUUCAGUUAGACGAAAGUUAUGCCACAAUCGAAUCCUGCCUGAAAGAGAAAACGACCAACACCCAGGAAGUGACGAUGUUUAGCAGAAACGACCGCACUCAAAGGGAAAUAGUGGUGAACAGUGAAGCGCCUCCACCUUACAACAGUCACCCACCGCCCGCCUACUCCACAGCCACUGGGCAGAUAACUCGCCAAACUCAACGCUAUCAAACCAACCCUGAUCCAGAAGGUGGUUACUACCCUUAUGGACUAACCUCUCCCAGUUUAAUGGACCAAAGAAUACGUCACUACUUUAUUCAAAAGGUUUUUCUGAUUUUAUCCGUGCAGCUUUUGAUCACAACCGGUCUUAUCCUGCUGGUGAUGUUCCACGAGCCGACCAAGGACUUCGUAGCCACAAAUAUUCCGAUGUUUUGGGUGAUGGCUGCUUUGGAAAUGGUCCUCUACAUCACUCUGACGUGCUAUCAAGUUACCAGGCGCAUAUUUCCUUUGAACUUCGUCCUGCUGCUCCUUUUCACUCUGGCGCUUUCGUACAUUUGUGCGGCAGCAACAAUUUUUUACUCAACCAAAGUGCUAUUACUAACUACGUCCAGCACAGCUCUCAUCUGCCUAGUGGUUUCACUGCUGGCAAUCCAAACCUGGUUCGACAUCACCAAGUAUACUUUCAUUAUAGCAGUAGCUUCAAUCGUAUUCAUGGCUUUCGGCUUAAUUGUGAUGAUUGUUUCUUUAGUCACCUACACGCCAGUGCUUUGGCUCGUUUAUUCUGGCAUUGCCACGCUCAUUUUCAGCGUGUUUCUUCUCUACGACAUGCAGUGCAUUUUAGGAGGCCGCAGGCAGGAAAUAUCUCCUGAGGAGUAUAUUUACGCCGCACUUACACUUUAUGUGGAUAUUGUGAUGAUUUUUAUGUAUAUGCUUGAGCUGAUAAAUGCAUGUACUACUUAAAUAAUAAAAGCAUAAUUUGCAGAAAUGCGGAA